UGCCGCGCUCCCGCGCGGCCUCGCGCCCUGCUCCGGCCCCCCGCGGCCGCGUCGCGCCCGGCGGCGCCCCCCCCCCUCCGCCCCAGCUGGCGGGCGGCCCCGGCGGCGGCCGGCCCGCGCCGGGCUCACGCCGCUCUCUGCCGCGCUCACCGCGCGGCCUCGCGCCCUCGGCCCCGGCGGCGGCCCGCGCCGGGCUCCCGCCGCUCUCUGCCGCGCUCC
Molecule: messenger RNA, 219 nt
Organism: Octopus sinensis (East Asian common octopus)
Lineage: Eukaryota; Metazoa; Mollusca; Cephalopoda; Octopoda; Octopodidae
Product: translation initiation factor IF-2-like
Exons: 2
Source: RefSeq, a predicted model, not a curated record